This is a messenger RNA of Trypanosoma conorhini, 1407 nucleotides long. Its product is annotated as putative galactokinase-like protein. Bases 1 to 1407 code for a protein of 468 amino acids. The record is from RefSeq and is a predicted model, not a curated record. Gene Ontology annotation, cellular component: cytosol; cytoplasm. Lineage: Eukaryota; Euglenozoa; Kinetoplastea; Trypanosomatida; Trypanosomatidae. The transcript has a single exon. Gene Ontology annotation, molecular function: galactokinase activity; ATP binding. Gene Ontology annotation, biological process: carbohydrate phosphorylation; galactose metabolic process.
AUGUACCCAACGAGCUAUACGGACGGGCGCCUUGACAGCACCCUCGGGCAGCUGCGGCCGCUCUUCAAGAAGGCCUUUGGCGUGCAGGGUGAGUGCGACGUGGAGUGGAUUCUCUUCACCUUUGCCCCCGGACGGGUCAACUUCAUUGGCGAGCACGUCGACUACAUGGGCGGGUACGUCUGCCCCGCCGCGGUGGGGGACGGCUGCCACAUUCUGGUGGGCCGCGUGAAGCACUUCACCGACGACAAGCUGCGCUUUGCCACCACCCUCGGUGAGUUCUUCGAGCUUGACAGCCUCGGCGCGUCGCAGCACGACAAGGCGUGGACGACCUUUAUCCGCGGUGCGGUCUCGAUUCGCCUCGCCCACCACGGCGUAAAGCUUGGCGCCGCGCCUCUGAAGGGGCUCUGCAUGAUGAUCCUCGGAACGCUCGAGAUGGGGGCUGGCAUGAGCGCCUCCGCCUCGUUCGGUAUCGCGCUGCUCAACGCGCUGAGCACGACGAUCACCGGCCGCUACAAGCACCCCCGCCUGCCGCCUGGGCGGCGCUACUCCGUCCUCCCCCGCGAGUCGCCCCACGAUAUGAUCGAGCUUGUGAAGCAGGGCCGCCGCAUCGAGACCGACUUCUGCGGUGCGCAGGUUGGCAUCAUGGACCAGUUCGUCUCCGCCUUCGCCGUUGCGAACAAGUUCUUGGUGCUUGACUGCACCGCGCUGACGUACAAGCUCUGCGACAUCACACCAGUGACAGGCGACGACGCCUGCUUCCUCCUCAUCGAUUCGAUGCUGAAGCACGACCUGAUGGGGAAAACGGCGGGGACGUACAACACCGUGCGCAGUGACCAGGAACAUGCACAGGAGAAGAUCUCAAAGCACGCCUUGGGCGGAGGUUCCUUCACAUUCACCGAGCUUGUGCGUGACCCAACCAAGUACGCCUCUGACGGUAACGCUGUCCGCUUCAUGAAGUCGUGCCAGAAGCACCUUUCCCGCAGAGAAUUCGACCGCGCUUACUACAACGUCACCGAGCAGAUCCGCACGCGUGAGUUCAUCGCCCUCACGGAUACGAGCACCGGCCUGUCGCACGAGGAGCGGUUCAGGGAGGCGGGCCGCAUCCUCAACGAGACGCAUGAAGGCUUGAAGACGCUUCUGAAGGUCUCGACGGAGGAGCUGGACUUCAUUCAUGAGAUUAUCAACAAAAACAGCGACGUCGCGGGCGGACGCAUGAUGGGCGGCGGCUUUGGCGGCUGCAUCAUCCUGCUGCUCAAGAAGCGUGCCGUGGACGAGGUGGUGCGCGAAGUUCGUGAAAAGUUCAAGGCGCGCUUUGGCGUGGUGAACAAGGUCUACCCCGUGGUGAUGGGCGACGGCGCCUUUGUGGUGUCGUUGGCUGCCGAUAACAAGCGCGGUAGCAGCCUGUAA